Hydra vulgaris (swiftwater hydra) is the source of this 1367-nucleotide messenger RNA. RefSeq names its product E3 ubiquitin-protein ligase pellino homolog 1. Gene Ontology annotation, molecular function: protein binding; ubiquitin protein ligase activity. Lineage: Eukaryota; Metazoa; Cnidaria; Hydrozoa; Anthoathecata; Hydridae. The record is from RefSeq and is a predicted model, not a curated record. Gene Ontology annotation, biological process: regulation of Toll signaling pathway; protein polyubiquitination.
AAUUAAGAAGAAAGAAAAAGUGAUAUAUGGACACUUGUUUGCACUGGGAUACAAUGGGCAGCUACCAUUCAAAGGAGAUGAUAGGUUUCAACAUAAAUAUUGUGUUUGCAAAAGAAAAGUACCAAAUGGAAUAAAACCUUAUAGAGAAAUAAAUGCAUUAAGCGACCAAGCUAAAAAGGCAAUUGCCCAGAAUUACACUGUGACAUUUACUGGUGAAGAUGGAGUCAGUAGUGUAGUAGAGUUCAAAAAAGAUCACAAAACAGAUUUUUUUCAAAUAGGACGUUCAACAGAAACUAUUAUUGAUUAUAUAGUUAUAGAUACAAUACCAGGAGAGAAGAAUAAUAUUAAAGCAGCCUUAAAGCAAAGUACAAUAUCAAGAUAUGCUUGUCGAUUGGUUGUUGAUCGUAGUCCACCCUAUCAUACUCGAUUAUUUUCUGGGGGAUUUAACUCGAAAAAUCGAAUUGUUCUUAAAGAGAGUGCUCCUCAGUGGACUAGCAGUACCAAGUUUUCUGAUGGUUUGACUACAAAUGGUGUUCUUUUAAUGCAUCCAAAAAAUACUUGGGGUAAAAGUAUGAGACCUGGAGUUUGGCGGGAAGUUUCCAUAUCUGGCGAUGUAUUUGGAUUGAGAUGUUCACGAUCAGCCAAACAAAGAGGCAAAACAACUGAAUUAUCAAAUAUCUUACAAGAUGGUUCAUUGAUUGAUUUAUGUGGUGUAGUUUUGCUUUGGAGGACUAUAGGCGGAAUGGCAAAAUCGCCUACAUUUUCGGAUUUAGAGAAACAACAAGAAGCAUUAAACAGUUUGAAUGCUCAAUGUCCUGUUGGAUUAAUAACUCUGCGCUUUAAGAAGAAAAAAAUGAACAUUGACCUCACCGAUCCUUAUGUCUAUACAACUUGUGGUCAUGUGCAUGGUUAUCAUAAAUGGGGAAUGAAACCUGGUGUUACUUCUGAUACUGAAGAUUAUUAUGACAAAAGAAUAUGUACAUUUUGUGAACAGGAAGGCUAUUUUGUAUCAUUAAAAUUUGGUAUGGAACCAGCAUUUUAUAUUGACAAUGGUCCUGCUACUCAUUGCUUUGUUCCUUGUGGUCAUGUAACUACAGAAGCUACUGUAAAAUAUUGGUCGCAAGUACCACUUCCUCAUGGUAAGGAUCAUUUUAGCUCUUUAUGUCCGUUUUGCUCGGUUCCUCUUGAUGGAAGAGAAGGUUAUGUCCGCUUGAUAUUUCAAACUUUAGUUGAACCUGUCAGAGAAGUACUUUUAUAGACUAAAAUUUCUGGACGACUUUUUUUAGAGAUCUUAUAACUAUUUUGAGAAUUUUCCAUAUUUUUAAUAACUUAUUUAUAUAUUAUUUUCUUUGUUUUACACAUUGUAU